Molecule: messenger RNA, 1938 nt
Organism: Calliphora vicina (urban bluebottle blowfly)
Lineage: Eukaryota; Metazoa; Arthropoda; Insecta; Diptera; Calliphoridae
Gene: SmydA-2
Product: SET and MYND domain containing, arthropod-specific, member 2
Exons: 5
Coding region: 158-1765 (535 amino acids)
Molecular function (GO): protein binding
Source: RefSeq, a predicted model, not a curated record
UUCACAGUGGUUGGUCGAUCUGAUCGCAAUUUUCGAUUACGCAAACAAAAUUCGAACAAAUAAAUAAAUAUUUAUUUAUUCAGUUUGUUAAAAAACAUUAAUAAAUUAUAAUAAAAUAAAUAUACAGACAAAAGAAAAGGCUAAAUAAAUAAAUAUAAUGACGAAUUCCUCGAAAUGUGCCGUGUGUGGUGUGCCGGCUUCAUUGAAGUGCAUGGCCUGCAAACAGGUGUAUUAUUGUGGUAAAGAGCAUCAGAAAAUUCAUUGGAAAAAAGGUCACAAGGCCGAGUGUAAAUGUUAUGAGAUUACUAGAAAUGAGCUAUUGGGCCGCCAUAUACGCGCCACACGUGACAUAAAAUUGGGUGAAAUUAUUUUACGUGAACCUCCGCUCAUCUAUGGUCCUAAAGUUGCCACUGUGCCCUUGUGUUUGGGCUGUCAUCGCAAACUUGCCACUCCGGUAGGUAACUACUACAAGUGCAAAGGCUGUGCUUGGCCUUUGUGCGGUCCAGACUGCGAAAAAUCUCCUCAUCACAAAGACGAAUGUGCUUUAAUGGCGGCCCGCAAGUUUUCGGCCAAAAUCGAUUACAAGGCCGGCAACGAUCAAACCGGCAAAAAGGAGUCUGCCUAUUGUGUCAUCCUACCUCUGCGUUGCAUGCUGCUGAAGCAGAAAAAUCCUGCCCAAUAUGAACAAUUUGCCGAACUGGAAGAUCAUUUGCAGGAACGUUUAGAUACGCCCAUGUACAAAGUAUUACGUGCCAAUUUACUGACAUUUAUCAAAACCAUAUUGGGCAUGACAGAUUGGAGUGAGGAGGAAAUUUUACGUGUAGCUGCUCGUUUAGACACAAACACAUUUGAGGUGCGCCAGACAAUGGAAAAUCGCAGAGUACGUGCCAUUUAUCCCUUGGCGGCCAUGCUUUCGCACGAUUGCAUCUCCAAUACCCGGCAUACGUUCGAUGAACAAAUGAAUAUUAUUUUCAUAGCUAAACAGCCCAUAGCCAAGGGUGAUAUAAUUUGUACUUCCUAUACACAGCCUCUGAAAAGUACUUUGAUGAGACGUGAACAUUUGGCCCUGGCCAAGUGUUUCCAGUGUACUUGUAAGAGAUGUCAAGAUCCCACAGAGAUGAAUUUGUUUGUUGGAGCUGUACUGUGCCAUAAGUGUAAGGUGGGAAAGAUCAUAUCCACAAAUCCCAUGAACAACUCUGCCGUUUGGCAUUGUCAAUUGUGCCCCCAUCAACUGCCGGCCAAACAAAUUAAUCUGGGCAAUAUGGCCAUGUUAAAAGAGAUUGAAUCAUUGGAUAAAACUUCUGUCAAGGCGUUCGAAGAAUUUUUACACAGAUAUCGCGAUAUUUUGCAUGAAAAGAACACACAUGUUCUGCAAGUGAAAUAUGCCUUGACCCAAUUGUAUGGCAAUGCUCCAGGAUUUAGUUUGCAAGAAAUGAAUGAUGCUGCUAUUAAACGUAAAAUUGAUCUCUGUCAAGAGCUUUUGGAAGUAGCUGAUGUUUUGGAUGGUGGCUGGAGUAUAUUUAGAGGCAACUUAUUGCUGGAUUUGCAGGAGGCCAUGUUUGUGCAAACCAAACGUGAGUUUUUAAAUGGUUUGCUGACACAAAGUGCCACACAGGAAAAAUUCUUGGAAUCCAUGCAAUUGCUGAAAGAAGCCAUUGAUAUCAUGAAAUUGGAGCCAGACAUGAAGCAAACCUUAAACGAACGUACUCAAUUGUUGGCCAGAGAAUUGGAAAUGGAGGAAUCCAAUGAAGGGUCUAAUUUUUAAAAGACUGUUAAUUAUUUUGUUUGUUAUUUUUUUGUUUUUUUGACGAAUUUUAACUAUAUAAAUGUAAAAAUUCUAAGAAUUUAAAAAAUGUUAUUGGAAAACAUUGGAAUUUUAGUUAAAAAGUAGUAACCUGGUUUAAAAUAAAGAUUAGUUUAAAGUAAAUUAUAAAGAAA